This is a messenger RNA of Poeciliopsis prolifica (blackstripe livebearer), 7313 nucleotides long. RefSeq names its product zinc finger SWIM domain-containing protein 6. The transcript has 14 exons. The coding region runs from base 74 to 3475 and encodes 1133 amino acids. The record is from RefSeq and is a predicted model, not a curated record. Gene Ontology annotation, cellular component: Cul2-RING ubiquitin ligase complex. Gene Ontology annotation, molecular function: zinc ion binding. Lineage: Eukaryota; Metazoa; Chordata; Actinopteri; Cyprinodontiformes; Poeciliidae.
UGCCCUUUUCUCUUCCUUAUCCCGUUUAUAUGAUCGGAGAGGAACUGCGCUUCAGGUUGGAAGCGGUGCGAUCAUGGCCGAGCGAGUCCAGCAGCCCCCAGCCAAGCGGCUCUGCUGCCGGCCCGGCUACAACCCGGCAUGCAGGCAGGGGCAGCGGGCUGGAGGAGUCCCGUGCGGCGGCGCGGGGUCCGCUCCGGGAGGGUCCGGGAACGGGAAAACGCACAACCCCGAGUCGCUGCUCGACAUCGCGGCGCGCAGAGUCGCGGAAAAGUGGCCGUUCCAGCGGGUGGAGGAGCGGUUCGAGAGGAUCCCGGAGCCCGUCCAGCGGAGGAUCGUUUACUGGUCAUUCCCGAGAAGCGAGAAGGAGAUCUGUAUGUACUCUUCUUUCAACGCCGGGGGAGAGGAAAGUGGAUCUAGCGGGGACAAUAAUGACGAGACCCAGCUGCCUUUUCUGCGGGGUGUCACUCUGCUGGAGGGCGGCUGGGUGGACAACGUUUUGCAAGUCGGUUUCCACCUGAGCGGCACGGUGACAGAUCCCGCCACGCCUUCGUCCCCGGAGCUCGUCUGCAGCGUCAGCGUCAGCUUCGACCGCUGCAAAAUCACCGCCGUGACGUGCACUUGUGGCAACAAGGACAUCUUCUACUGUGCCCACGUCGUGGCGCUGUCACUUUACAGGGUGCGCAAGCCUGAGCAGGUCAAGCUGCACCUGCCCAUCUCGGAAACGCUGUUCCAGAUGAGCAGAGACCAGCUGCAGAAGUUCGUCCAGUACCUGAUAUCGGUCCACCACACCGAGGUGUUGCCCACGGCGCAGAAACUGGCCGACGAGAUCCUGUCGCAGAACUCUGAGAUCAACCAGGUUCAUGGGGCCCCGGACCCUACAGCUGGAGCCAGCGUAGAUGACGAGAACUGCUGGCACCUGGAUGAGGAGCAGGUUCAGGAACAAGUCAAGCUCUUCCUGUCCCAGGGAGGCUACCACGGCUCAGGAAAGCAGCUCAACCUGCUUUUUAGCAAGGUGAGGGAGAUGCUGAAGAUGCGCGACUCCAACGGAGCGAGGAUGUUAACACUGAUCACAGAGCAGUUCAUGGCCGAUCCUCGGCUGGCGCUAUGGAGACAGCAGGGCACCACCAUGACCGACAAGUACAGACAGCUCUGGGACGAGCUCGGCGCCCUGUGGAUGUGCAUCGUGCUGAACCCCCACUGCAAGCCUGAGCAGAAGUCGUCGUGGCUGCGGCAGCUGCGCCGGUGGAACAGCGUGGACGUCUGUCCCUGGGAGGACGGCAACCACGUCAACGAGCUGCCCAACCUCACCCACUCACUGCCCCAAGGCGCUCACGGUAACCAAGAGAUGCGUCCCCACCGGACUGUGUUCACGCGAGCCAUCGAGGCCUGUGACCUGCACUGGCAGGACCGACACCUCCAACACAUCAUCGCCAGUGACCUCUAUGCCAACUACUGUUACCAUGACAACCAGGAGGGCUCUCUCUUCGACUCACGCGGCUGGCCUCUGUGGCAUGAGCACGUCCCUACGGCCUGCGCUCGGGUGGACGCCCUGCGCUCACACGGUUACCCCAGAGAAGCCCUCCGCCUGGCCAUCGCCGUGGUGAACACGUUACGGAGGCAGCAGCAGAGGCAGCUGGAGCACUUUCGACGACACAAAAAAGAGUUGCUCCAUAAAGGCCACACCUCCAUAACGAACAUGGAGGGCUGGGUGGGACACCCUCUGGAUCCCAUCGGCACCCUGUUCAGCACCCUGACGGAGUCGGGACGAGCGGGUGAGGAAGGCUCCAACACCUGCUUAGACCUCUCAGAUUGCUCCAGCGUCGUGAGCCGAGCCGAUCUUCAGCGGAUGCCCGUGCAGCGGCUGCUGGGAGAUGGCGAGUCGUACAUGGCUCUGGCGGUGGAGACGGCUCUGAUCGGCCUGGGCCAGCAGCGGGUGAUGCCCGACGGGCUGUACGCUCAGGAAAAGGUGUGUCGCAACGAGGAGCAGCUGUUGGCCAAGCUGCAGGAAGUGGAACUGGAUGAGUCCCUGGUCAAAAUCUUCCGUAAACAGGCUGUGUUUCUGCUCGAGGCUGGUCCGAACUCUGGCCUCGGAGAGAUCGUCCAUCGAGAGAGCGUCCCCAUGCACACCUUCGCUCGCUAUCUCUUCACCUCUCUGCUACCUCAUGACGCUGAACUGGCGUACAAAAUUGCACUGAGAGCCAUGCGGUUGCCGGUGUUGGAGUCCACGGCAUCGUCCGGUGACCUCUCGCGACCUCACCACAUUGUGUCUGUAGUUCCCAACCGCUACCCGCGCUGGUUCACCCUGAGCCAUAUAGAGUCUCAGCAGUGUGAGCUGGCCUCCACCAUGCUCACAGCAGCUAAAGGUGACAGUCGCAGGUUGGAGACGGUCCUGGAGUCCAUCCAGAAAAACAUCCACUCCUCGUCUCACAUCUUCAAACUGGCACAGGAUGCUUUCAAGAUCGCCACUCUCAUGGACAGCCUGCCGGACAUCACUCUUCUUAAGGUUUCUCUGGAGCUCGGACUGCAGGUCAUGAGAAUAACUUUGUCCACAUUGAACUGGAGGAGGAGGGAGAUGGUUCGCUGGUUGGUCACGUGUGCCACUGAAGUUGGUGUCUAUGCACUGGACAGCAUCAUGCAGAGCUGGUUCACACUCUUCACCCCCACAGAAGCCACCAGUAUUGUGGCGACCACUGUCAUGUCCAAUAGCACCAUAGUUCGCCUGCACCUGGACUGCCACCAGCAAGAGAACCUGGCCUCGUCCGCCCGUACGCUCGCCCUGCAGUGUGCCAUGAAGGACCCCCAGAACUGCGCCCUCUCCGCUCUCACACUCUGUGAAAAAGACCACAUUGCCUUCGAGACAGCCUACCAGAUUGUACUGGACGCUGCAGAAACGGGAAUGAGCUACACGCAGCUGUUCACCAUUGCGCGCUACAUGGAGCACCGCGGCUAUCCGAUGCGAGCGUACAAGCUGGCGACGUUAGCCAUGGCUCACUUGAACCUCAGCUACAACCAGGACACGCAUCCGGCCAUUAACGACGUACUUUGGGCCUGCGCGCUCAGCCACUCGCUGGGCAAGAACGAGCUGGCCGCCGUCAUCCCGCUGGUGGUCAAAAGUGUGAAGUGCGCCACCGUUUUGUCUGACAUUUUGCGGCGGUGCACGCUGACCACCCCGGGCAUGGUGUCGGCGCUGCACAGCCGCAGGAACUCUGGGAAGCUGAUGUCGCUGGACAAGGCGCCGCUCAGGCAGCUGCUGGACGCAACCAUCGGGGCCUACAUUAACACUACGCACUCGAGGCUCACGCACAUCAGCCCGCGGCACUACAGCGAGUUCAUCGAGUUCCUGGGGAAGGCCCGGGAAACGUUCAUGAUGGCUCACGACGGACACAUCCAGUUCACCCAGUUCAUAGACAACCUGAAACAGAUUUACAAGGGCAAAAAGAAACUGAUGAUGCUAGUUCGGGAGCGGUUUGGCUGAGGGCGAGGCUCCUCUUCCACUCUAGUACUUUUCUAUUAACUUGAGUCUGCCUUUUGAACUUCUUUUGGACUAAUAGACAGGUAAGAGGGAUGUGACUUGUAGAAUGAAGCAAAAAGAGAAAGGAAAAGAUGACAAAAAAUCAAGAGCCACAUGCGGUAUUAUUGUUCUUGCUGUUGUUAUUGUUAUAAACAUUAUUGCUAUUAUUAUUAUUAUUACUACUAUGUGUACAGAAGCGUUUUUUAUUUUUAAGGAGAGAGGAAAUUUGUCACAUUGUGAAUGUUGUGUGUACUUCUCUACAUGUGUGCGAGAUGAAAAUGAAACGUGAAAUGGCUUUUUGCUUUCUAUAUUUUUAUGAUUUUCAAGCAUCUUUUUGCUGCCCUGCCCCCAUUCUCAGUGUAUAUUGAGUUUUAUGUUAAUGAGUGGCUGAAGCCUUUGUACAAUAGCGCUCAUGUUUAAAAAACAAACAAAAAAAACAAAAAAUCAAGAAAGAAAAAAAAAAAAACAGACCAAUUUCAACGUCUCGGUAUCCUCAAAGAGAAACUAAGGCUUUAAAAUGACACAGAGCACCUCCCUUGGUCUAGGCCCCUGCUGAUGGGCACUGGGCGGCAUUGCACAGCUUCGCUCAGCUCGGCACAGCUUGGGUUAGCACUGACUUAAAAAAGGCACCAUCAGCAUUUCCUACCACACAGCAGCAGCACUUGAGCAGCCAUUAGCUUUCUCUGGGUCACUUCCACACAACAAUGCUCUUAGCUAACUCUUGUCGUUAUAAUUACUGUUAUUAUUAUUGUCAUACAAUUUUACCCACGCGCCCUGUGAUGACACAUCAAAGAGUGAAGUAUUAUAUCUACAUUAAUGCAACGCGUUGCAGGCGGAGUUCUUUAUUGCUGAAUACGUGACUGAAUUGUGCUUUUCAAAAGAAUUUGUACCUCCCGAUCUUUCUCACAUUUGGGUAAUGUCGGAGACAAAGACAUCAAUGCUUGAUUUUAUGGCUUUUGGCCCAACACAAAAUUGGGUAUAUUUGUGAAGUGAAAGGAAAAUGAUAUGUGAUUUUCAAAUUUUUUCCGAAAACAAAUUUCUGAAAAGUGUGCCAGUCAUAUGCAUGUAUUCAGCCCCCUUGAGUCAAUACUUUGUAGAGUUGUUUUAGGGUGUGGAUCCAGAUUUACGCAUCUGGAUAUGUUUCUUCUUUGCAAAAUAUCUCCAACUCAGAUUGAAGGAAGCAUGUCUUGCAGCAAAUUAUCAAUUCGAUUUAUGUCUGGAUUUUAAUUUGGAUAUGAAUUGAACCAUCGGUGUUGCUGCAAACACUCUUGUUUCAUCAUAGCAGAGUGGUAGUCAGGAUAUUGUUCUCUGUUAGUUUUCUGCCAGUGAUAGAGUUUUAGAUUGCAAGCUGAAUGUUUGAUUUUGACCUCAUCUGACCACAUGUUUUUGUUGUUGCUCCAUGGUUUGUGGCAGAUUGCAGCUGGGACUUUGUUUGUAUGCCAUUCUUUCAACACUGGCUUCCUUCUUGGCACUCUUCCUUAGAAGCCUUACUUUUGGAGUGCACAACUAGGUCAAGGUCAGUUUUAUAUAAAGUAUUUAAAUAAGAAUGUUGUACCAAAGUUUCUCAAAAGUCAGACAUGUAACUACUGAAACUGUAUGCUGGACACAUCAGGGAAACUGUAAAACAUGUCGAAAAGCAGAGACUUGAAUUAGAACAAAAAUAUAAGGAAGAAUGGUAGUUGUCUUGUCUCCCACAUGAGCUGUGGAUCUCUAUAUCUCCUCCAGAGUUCCCGUGGGCUUCUUGACUGAUUCUCUGAGUAACACUCUCCUUGUCUGGCCUGUCCGUUUACGUGGAUGGCGACAACUUGGCAGGGCUGCAGCUGCACCACUUAUUUUUUCUUCCUCUUUUCAAAUGUUUGAAGCUUUGGAAUCUUGAUUUUCCAGAACUUUAUUGCUGACGUGUCUGAUGUGUUCUUAGGUCUUCACUAAACUAUUUAUUCACCAAUGUUCUCUAGCACUGAGUAAAGAGGGGGCUGAAUACAUAUGCAGGCCACACUUUUGAGACUCAGAAUCAAAGGGUAUGAAUCCUUUUGUAAGCAGUUGCGGUUAUUUUUGCGCAAGGAAUUUCUGGGGGGAGACGACUACCUCAUGAUGCGGUAUUGAACCUGCUCCCAGUUUUUGCUGUCAUAAUAUUUAUUUACUAUAAUAGCUGACAGUGUUAAUUAAAAAAAAUAAUAAUAAUAAUGUUGAAAUCCGGCGUUAAACGGAAACAAACAGUCAGAAUCCUCCUGAAGUCCCUUCUAAGCUCUGCUGCCCCUCCCUCUUCCUCGCAGCCCUCACUGUAGGUUGUUUUCAGCCGAGGCCAGUGCCGCUCCGCUCUGCGCAUGUGAAUCACAAACAUUUAGACUUUCUACUGUUAUAUUUCGUCACGUGGAACAUUCAGCAACCGGAACGUUCUCAGGGAUUUUCUCUACGCAGGAAAAAAAAAAAAAAAAAAAGGUGGAACAAAUCGAACGUCUCAUUUCGAGGAUGAAAAAGGAAAGAAAAAAAAAACACGACAUGAGCAAGCAUUUAUUGUACUCUGUAUAUAUGCCAUAGUAUAUGUCUGAAUAUGGAGGAUCUGAAAGUAUAUGUUAACUAAUUUAUACAGAGUAUUCUAUGUAAUGUGAAAUACUUGAAGCCGCUGUAGUUUGCUCUCUUUCUCUUUCUCUCUGGCUCUCCAUCGCUUUCUCUUUGUUGUCUUCUCUUUUUUUCUGUUUUCCUUUUUUUCGUUCAAAUUAACAUAUCAGAAAGACUAGCAUGACCUCCUUGAAGGUAUUUUUUUUAUUUUUGGACUUACAAAGCCACAAGUGUUCAUGUUUGAGACCCUGGAUUUAUAUCAGAAAUGUAAGAUUUCUCUCAGAGAGGAUGACAGUACUUCAGUCCUGCUGCUUCAGAUUACUGGUCAGCACAACCAAGAGAUCGUGAAGAUACUGACGCUUUUUUGCUGUUACACCAUGAACUGCUUUAGGAAAAACUAAAAUGGCAUAAUGUUUUUGUCCAUGCAUUUCAGAAUAUUUCUCAUCUCCAUCUCAUUUUGGAAAAAUAUAACAGUUGCCAGAGCAGUUUUGUCAAAAGAAAAAGUAUUAGGAUCCCUGUCUGUAGUCGUACACAGGUUCAGAGCUUCAGUAUCACAAAUCUAGCUUUUAGAAAACGGAGCCUCCUCAGUUCUCCCUUCAGCUGCAGCAGAAUUUCCAGUCUCCUCUGCAAAGUUCGCCGUAACUAGUCCCAUAACUAGUCUUUUUUUUCUUUUUUCUUAUUAACCGUACUUCUGACUUUUCUGUUUUUCAUUUUUGUCUUGUCUGUGUUGUGUUGAUUAAAGAUAAAAAGCAGCCUUUUCUCUUGCCUUGUCUUAACGCUUUAAAGUAACCAAACAGAAGAUCUAUCUAACAACCAAACGCGUUCGAAAGAGGUGAGAGACAACCAACCUUUUGGUCCCAGCUUUAGUGUCCUUAAUUAGUAAGUGAAUGGCUGUGUAACUCCAUGCUUUAACAAAGCAAUUCCUCACGCGUGUUUGAUGGGAAAAAAAGAAUAAAAUACGUCGUCCAGUGUCUCUUGUUCUCUUUGGAAACAGUUUCCUCUUGAGUCGUUUAGCUGUUUUAUUUUAUUUUUUUAUUUUCUACUUUUUUGGUUUGUGUAGGAACAUUCUGCGCUCUCAUUUUAUUUAUUACAAUGACCCAUGUAUACAUGCUUAUGAAAUUAAGAUUUGAUACACCGAUAUCAAUUUAUUUAUGUAACUAAAUCACUGUUUUAUAAUCUUGUUAAUGAGUCAAUAAUUGAUUUGUUUUUUGUUUUAAUAAAAGUUAGUUUUUUGAACUGUAAA